GUAGUACUCCCUCCACACUGCACUGCAGUUUUGCCGCUAUUUACCAGCUGAGAACAAUUCAGGUGUGGAACAUCAAUAACUUAAUAUAAUCCUUCUUAAGCUUAGAGCAAGUUGACCAUGGCUGGAAAAAUGGCCCGAAACCCUGCGGACGAGCGCUUCAGAGGCCUCGACUUCGCCCACUCUCCAGAGAUGUUGAGGAUGUUCAACAACAUUUUUGGUCUUCAUGAGUUUCGGGUCAAUCAACUUGAAGCAAUUAAUGCCACAAUUUUGAAAGAAAAUGUAUUUGUUGUUGGUGGUAAUGGUGCUGGUAAAAGCCUGUGCUACCAGCUACCAGCCUGCUUGUCUGCGGGAGUCACUGUGGUGAUCUCUCCACUCAUCUCCCUCAUCCAGGACCAGAUGCAGAAACUCACUGAACUGGGUAUUAAGGCCAGGACCCUCUGGGGCGACCACGGUUACACCGAUGCAGAAAGUAUCUAUGAACAGUUGUCCGAAAAUGAUCCGAUGAUCAAACUGCUCUACGUCACCCCCGAGAAGGUGAGAAUGAGUCGUCCACUGAUCGAGGCUCUGCAGAGCCUGUUAGACCGAGGUCUUCUGGCUCGGUUUGUUAUCGAUGAGGCCCAGUGCAUCAGUCAGUGGGGCGACGACUUCCGGCCAGACUACGGGACGUUGAAUGAGCUGCAGCAGGACUUUCCGGGGGUGCCCAUGAUUGCUGUGUCAGGCCCCAUCGGGCCCCACAUCCAGGAGGACAUCCUCAAAAGGCUGCAGAUGACCAACCUUCAGGUGUUCACCAUGAGCUUUAACCCAACAAAUCUAAAGUAUGCCGUGCCGACCAGGACAACAAUGUAUGGGGAAAUGGACUGCAUUUCCUGGAUCAAGGAGCACUAUCCCCGUGACUCGGGCAUCGUGUACUGCUGGAGACGUGUGGUCUGUGAAUACAUGGCAGACAGCCUGAACGAGGCAGGCCUGCUGGCAUGUUCGUAUCAUGCAGGGAUGCCUAACAGAGACAGAAAGAGCGCACAGAACAAAUGGAAAGAAAAUGAAUGCCAGGUGAUCUGUGCCACCGUAGCCUUUGGCAUGGGCAUCCACAAGCCGGACGUGCGGUACGUGAUCCACACCUUUCUGCCCAAGUCCAUGGAACAGUACCACCGGGAGACAGGGCGGGCAGGCAGGGACGGGAACAUGUCCCACUGCAUCCUGUUUCAUUCCGACAGCGACCAUGGUGUCCUCGAACGUGCCAUCAGAAACGAUGAAUCUGUGGAUGAAAAAUCCAAGGAUGGGGAAUUAGUCAACCUAGAACCAAUGGUGGAAUACUGCUCGAAUAAGAAGGACUGCAGAAGAAUACAACUGCUUACUUGCUUUGGUGGGGUCGACACUGAAGCCAACUUAUGCAAGAAAAACACAGAAGCCAUCUGUGACAACUGCGAAAGAGACAAUGCAGGUGCUGCUGCUACCGGCUGAAAUCCAGGCUUCAGUACCAUCCCUACCCCCCAGACCAAACAACAACCCUUCCUCAAAUCAGCUCAAUAGGAUUCAUCUAAUCAAGUGUAGUUUAAACUCUCCUCUGUCCAAAAUAGACCAUAGAGCCAAGACACAAUGUUCAGUCCUUUUAGUUACAUAUAACACUAUAGGGGGACAUUGAAUCUUUGAUAGAAAUACAUUUAAUAGUCUAAUCGCCAUGUCGGGAAAAUAUUGCGUCAUACCGUGACAUUCCAUUGGGAAGGUCUGGAUGCUAGUAUAGUGAUACCACAGCAUUGCUUGGCUUCUAGAAGGUAAAGCCUUUAAGUUCUUUCUUUUUUUGUGGUUGGUGGCCUGACUGUAUUCUGUGUGCAAUUUGCUGUGUUAUGCAUUGAUUUUAAUAACUGUCAUUAGGGUUUGUUUGAUAACCCCUUUGAGGAAUGGCAUGGCAGUAGCACUAUCCAUUAAUUUCCUUUUUCCAAGUAGAGCACAAUUUUGGGAUUUCUGUGACAUAAUUAAAACAAACUUCUUAAAUAGUAGGCCUAAGGGAGAAAUUUACUACAGGUUUAAAAAUUAUAAUCAUUAUCUUGCUUUUAUCUUUAAUCACAGAGUAUCUAGGUGCCUUACAUCUGAUAUAACUAAUGUUUAAGAUGUAAAUUAUUUAAUUUCAAGUGAUAAAGUCUUUAUCUUUCAAA
Molecule: messenger RNA, 2150 nt
Organism: Gadus macrocephalus (Pacific cod)
Lineage: Eukaryota; Metazoa; Chordata; Actinopteri; Gadiformes; Gadidae
Product: recQ-like DNA helicase BLM
Exons: 11
Coding region: 118-1458 (446 amino acids)
Biological process (GO): telomere maintenance; double-strand break repair via homologous recombination
Cellular component (GO): nucleus; cytoplasm; chromosome
Molecular function (GO): four-way junction helicase activity; 3'-5' DNA helicase activity; ATP binding
Source: RefSeq, a predicted model, not a curated record